GUUUCUGGUUGUAGUCAGUCUCACCAUUGUGUCUUGUCAUUGACUGAUAGGAAGGAUCCAUGUGGAUCUAGGCGUGUGCGCAGUGACGUGUUCCUGUGGGCUCUGACAUUUGAUGCAUGACCAGGGGCGGACUGACCACUUGGAAACUCGGGCACUGCCCGAGGGCCCGGGGUCAGUAGGGGGCCCCAUGAGAUGCCCCUGGUACCUUUUUCAUAGGCUUUUUUGAGUUUGGGCAAAGACACAGGGGCCCCAUGAUCCCCUAUUGCCCGGGGGCCCCAUGA
Molecule: messenger RNA, 281 nt
Organism: Staurois parvus
Lineage: Eukaryota; Metazoa; Chordata; Amphibia; Anura; Ranidae
Source: the annotation of a GenBank genome assembly